UUGAAUUGUGCCAGGCACCGAGAGGAGGAGCGGCGCAGACCAAUUCACAAGACAUCAUGAGCACCUCCCAGUUCUCGUACUCGUCCGCGCGCCUGCGACGUGUGGAGUAUCUGCAGUUCGGGGUGUUCUCCCCCGACGAAGUGCGUCAGAUGAGUGUCACGAAACAGAUCAAAGUGAACGAUCGGAUCAUUCCCGACGGGAUCACACGACCCGAGACGUUCAUCAACGGGCAGCCCGUCAUCGGCGGCAUUGGUGACCCGCGUAUGGGCACAUGUGACUUUCGCGCGCGAUGCAAGACGUGCGAUUGUACAUACAGCGGCAGCGGCGCGAAAGUGAAUGACUGCCCGGGCCAUUUUGGGCACAUCGAGCUCGCGCGUCCCAUGUUUCACGUCGGGUUCAUCAAGAUCUGCAAGCAAAUCUUGAGUUGCAUUUGCUUCCAUUGCUCCAAAGUCCUCGUGGACGAGCGCGACCAUCGCUUUCGCGCGGCGAUGCGUCAGAAAAACGGCCAGCGCCGGUUGAAAAUGGUGUACGAAAUCUGCAAGAACAAGGGCAUGUGCGAGUACGGGGACGAGUCCAACAUGGAAAAAGUGCAAGAAGGAUGGAACCUCGGGUUGCAGGGGGGCAUCACAAACGAACAGGCGCCCAAGGACGUUGGCCACGGCGGGUGCGGCGGCCGCCUCCCCAAGUACCGACAAGUGGGUAUCAGUUUGCAAGUCGAGUUCCCAGAGACAAUGGAGGACAUUCCCGGGUCUGGGGACAAGAAGCAAAACCUUCCCGCCGACAAAGUGCUGAGCAUUUUCAAGAACAUCACGGACGCCGACUGCAUUGCGCUCGGGUUCAACCCGCGGUGGGCGCGCCCGGACUGGCUCAUCCUGACAUUGAUCCCGGUGCCGCCGCCGCAUGUCCGUCCGUCCGUAGCGAUCGACGGCGCCGCGCGCGGGGAGGACGACUUGACGCACAACUUGGCCUCGAUCGUCAAGGCGAACCUGGCGCUGUUGAAUUGCGUCAAGAAGGGCGAGCCGUCGCACAUCAUUUCCCAGUUUGAGCAGUUGCUGCAGUUCAACCUAAGUACGUUCGUCAACAACGAGCAGCCGGGACUGCCCCAGGCGCAGCAAAAGAGCGGCAAGCCCCUCAAGACGAUGCGCCAGCGGCUGCGCGGGAAGGAAGGGCGUAUCCGCGGCAAUCUCAUGGGGAAGCGCGUCGACUUUUCCGCGCGCACAGUCAUCACGGCCGACCCCAACUUAGCGAUCGACCAGGUGGGCGUGCCGCGCAGCAUUGCCAUGAACUUGACCGUCCCAGAACGUGUGACGCCGUUCAACAUGGUGCUCAUGCACCAGCUGAUCAGCCGCGGCCCGCUCGAACAUCCCGGCGCCAAGUACAUCAUCCGCGAAGACGGCAACCGCAUCGACCUGCGCUACAUCAAGAGCAAGUCGGAGCUCGCGCUCAAGUGCGGGUGGAUCGUGGAGCGGCAUUUGCGCGACGACGACUACGUGCUGUUCAAUCGGCAGCCGAGUUUGCACAAGAUGAGUAUCAUGGCUCAUCGCGUCAAAGUGCUAGACUGGUCGACGUUCCGCCUCAAUAUUUCCGUGACGACGCCGUACAAUGCCGACUUUGACGGCGACGAAAUGAACUUGCACGUGCCGCAGUCGAUGACGGCGCGCGCCGAAGCCCAGGAGCUCAUGAGUGUGCACAAGAACAUCAUCACGCCCCAGCGGAACGCCCCCGUGAUGGGGAUCGUGCAGGACAGUCUGCUUGGCGUGCAGAAAUUCACAAAGCGCAAUAUUUUCGUUGAAAAGGAUCUGGUCAUGAACAUGCUCAUGUGGGUGUACACGUGGGACGGCAAGGUGCCCACCCCCGCCAUCUUGCUGCCCGACAAGUCCCAGGCUGGGCAAUACCGCCCCAUCUGGACAGGCAAGCAGAUCAUGUCGACGAUUCUCCCCAAUAUCAACUUUAUCGGGUACUGCUCGACGCACGAAAGCGACCAGAACAAAAAGGACUGCGACUUGCCAUUUCGCCGCAAGAUGAGUCCGCGCGACACUCACGUGAUCAUUCAAAACGGCGAGUUGCUCGCGGGUAUCAUUGACAAGAAGACAAUCGGGCCUGGCGCUGGCGGGCUCAUUCACAACACUGUGCUGGAGCUAGGACAUGACGAAGCCAAGCGAUUCCUGGGGGCGACGCAGUAUCUGGUCAACCAGUGGCUCGUGUGGCACAGUUUUACGGUGGGUAUCUCGGACACGAUUGCCGACGUGUCGACGCUCAAGAACAUUGUCGACAUCAUCACGAACGCCAAGAUCAAAGUGCAGGACUUGGUCGUGACUGGUCAAAAGGGCAAGUUGGAACUCCAACCAGGUCGCACGAUGAUUGAAACGUUUGAAAUGUUUGUCAACACGGUGCUCAACAGCGCCCGUGAUCAGUCGGGUCGUGAAGCGCAGGGGAGUUUGGAUGAAACCAACAACAUCAAAGCGACCGUCACGUCUGGGUCCAAGGGGUCGUACUUGAACAUUUCCCAGAUUAUUGCGUGUGUCGGGCAGCAAAACGUGGAGGGGAAGCGCAUUCCGUACGGAUUUCACCACCGGACGCUGCCUCAUUACGGCAAGGACGACUUGGGGCCAGAGUCCCGCGGGUUCGUGGAGAACUCGUACCUCAAGGGAUUGACGCCCCAGGAGUUCUUCUUUCAUGCUAUGGGGGGGCGCGAAGGGCUCAUUGAUACUGCCGUCAAGACCGCCGAAACGGGGUACAUUCAACGUCGGUUGGUGAAAGCCAUGGAGAGCGUCAUGUCUCGAUACGACGGCACGGUGCGCAACAGCAACGGCGAGAUCAUCCAGUUUUUAUAUGGCGAAGACGGCAUGGACGCGGUGUGGGUGGAAAAGCAAAACUUUGAUGGCCACACACUCAACCGCGCCAAAUUUGAAGCCAAGUUCAAGCUGGAUCCGUUCGACGACCAGCUGGGCACGGUGCCGCACUGCCCGGACGAGCUGUACAUGGACCCGCAGAUCAUCACGGACAUCCAGAGCAACCCCACGACGCAGCUAUUCCUCCGCGACGAGUAUAUCCAGCUGCAAAAGGAUCGCUUGAACUUGCGCGUGAUUCUCGGAUCUCGCGGCCAAGGCCAGGAGAGCGACCAGGCCGCCCAAGUACCCGUCAACUUGCGUCGGUUGAUCCAAAACGCCCAGCAACUGUUUUCCAUUUCGCUGCUGCACCCCACGACGUUGAACCCCCAAAACAUCAUCCAAGGCGUGCGCGACUUGUGCCGCGAGAUCGUCGUCGUCCAGGGAGAUGACCACCUGUCGAUCGAAGCGCAGGAAAAUGCGACACUGUUAUUUCAGAUCCUGCUGCGGUCCACGCUGGCCGUCAAGCGCGUGCUGCUCGAGUACCGCCUCAACGACUCGGCCUUUGAAUGGUUGAUGGGUGAGAUCAAGUCCAAGUUUUUGAGCUCCCUGGUGGCGGCCGGCGAGAUGGCGGGGGUCGUCGCGGCGCAAAGUAUCGGGGAACCGGCGACGCAAAUGACACUCAACACGUUUCACUACGCCGGUGUGUCGGCCAAAAACGUGACGUUGGGGGUGCCUCGUCUCAAAGAGAUCAUCAAUAUUGCCAAGGACGUCAAGACGCCGUCGAUCCAGAUCUACCUCAAGCCCGACUGCGCGCACGACGCGGAAAAGGCCAAGCAGAUCCAGUCCACGCUCGAGUACACGACGCUCAUGGACGUGACGGCGAGCACGGCCAUCUAUUACGACCCAGAUCCGACCUCGACCGUGGUGGAGGAGGAUGCCGACUUUGUUGCGAGUUAUUACGACGUGAUUGACGAAGACACGCCACUGGCGCGGUCGCCGUGGCUGCUGCGCAUCGAGCUGAACCGGAUCAUGAUGGCCGACAAGAACUUGGAGAUGAAAGAGAUCGCGCUGCAGAUUGAAAACGAGUACGGCCAGGACUUGAGCUGCAUUUACACGGACGACAACGCCGACAAGCUCGUGUUGCGCAUCCGCAUCAUGAGCGAGGAAGAGGACAAAGUGUCGCAGAACGGCAGCGCGAGCGUCGGCCAAGAAGACGACACGUUCCUCAAGCGCGUCGAGCACAACAUGCUCACGCAGAUGCGGCUGCGCGGCGUGCCCAACGUGAAGAAGGUGUUUAUGCGAGAGAACCCCCAAAACCAGUGGGAUGAAGAGAAGGGCUUUAUCAUGGUCAAGGAGUGGGUGCUCGACACGGACGGAACCAACUUGCUCGACAUCAUUUGCCACGAAUCCAUCGACGCGUCGCGCACGAUCAGUAACGACAUUGUCGAAAUCAUCGAAGUGCUCGGCAUCGAAGCGGUACGCCGCGCGUUGCUCAAUGAAAUCCGCAACGUGAUUUCAUUUGACGGGGCAUAUGUCAAUUAUCGGCACUUGGCGUGUCUGGCAGACGUGAUGACAUUCCGUGGACAUUUGAUGGCCGUGACGCGCCAUGGGAUCAACCGCGUCGACUCUGGUCCGCUGGUGCGGUGCUCGUUUGAAGAGACGGUCGAGAUCCUCAUGGACGCCGCCAUGUUCAGCCAGGGCGACGAGCUGGCCGGCGUAACGGAGAACAUCAUGUUGGGUCAACUGGCGCAGCUGGGCACGGGGGUGAUGGACCUCGUUCUGGACGCCAAUAAACUGAGCCAGGCCAUCGAGUAUGACGCGUCUGAGAUUGAAAACGUCAUGCGCGAGUUCUCCAAGGACUACACGACGCCCGACGUCAACACCCCCAUGGCCACCCCCUGGGGCCAGACGCCCAUGUACGGCACGCCGGCCCCCGGCACCCCCGGCUACGGCACGCCUGGCGCCGGAUCCCCCCUCAUGAGUCCGUCAGGGUCAUUCUCGCCCUUCGUGUCGUUCUCACCGCACAACGUACCCGCGUCUCCCUAUUCGCAAAGCCCAGGCUACGCCCAAAGUCCAGGCCUGAACCCCACGUCGCCCAUUUACUCGCCCACGUCACCGGCCUACUCGCCCACGUCCCCGGCGUACAGUCCCACUUCCCCAGCGUAUUCGCCCACUUCCCCUGCGUACUCGCCGACGUCGCCAGCCUACAGCCCGACCUCUCCAGCGUACAGCCCCACAUCCCCGGCCUACUCGCCAACUUCUCCGGCCUACAGUCCGACGUCUCCAGCUUAUUCCCCGACCUCCCCGGCUUAUUCGCCGACAUCUCCGGCGUAUUCGCCCACGUCGCCGGCUUAUUCGCCCACGUCGCCGGCGUACAGCCCAACAUCCCCAGCGUAUAGCCCGACCUCCCCGGCGUAUUCACCGACGUCUCCAGCUUAUUCCCCGACCUCCCCAGCUUAUUCGCCGACAUCUCCCGCUUACUCGCCGACUUCCCCUGCUUAUUCGCCCACAUCGCCAGCUUACAGUCCAACCUCCCCGGCGUACAGCCCAACGUCCCCUGCCUACUCACCGACAUCUCCAGCGUAUUCACCCACGUCGCCGGCUUACUCGCCGUCGUCGCCUGCGUAUUCGCCGACCUCCCCCGCCUACUCGCCCACUUCUCCAGCGUACAGUCCGUCGUCCCCAGCGUACAGCCCAGCAUCGCCCGAGUACAAUCCUUCCGAAGGCUCGUACGGCGGCGGUAGCAGCUCGGGACGAUAUACCGAUUAACAGUCUGAGGAUCGGCUUUUUAUGAUGAAUAUAUACUCACUUGCUUGUG
Molecule: messenger RNA, 5649 nt
Organism: Aphanomyces astaci
Lineage: Eukaryota; Oomycota; Saprolegniomycetes; Saprolegniales; Verrucalvaceae
Exons: 7
Coding region: 57-5600 (1847 amino acids)
Biological process (GO): transcription by RNA polymerase II
Cellular component (GO): RNA polymerase II, core complex
Molecular function (GO): DNA binding
Source: RefSeq, a predicted model, not a curated record